GUAUCCACUUUUUUUUGUAUUACAAAGCUGCCUAUAAACUUGAAAACAGUGAGCAAUGGGUAUAAAAGGUAUUAUGAAUAGAAGCCUUCACCAUAAUAUCCCAUUGCCUUGUGCCUUGCAGAGGAGGCAAAAAUGAAUCAACUCCUGUACAUCGCUGUGUUCGUCAUAGCUUUUACGAUCCAAAAGCAAGCGAUUGCUGUGGAGCUAAAGAUCAGUCAAAGAAAUAAGAGGAUUGCAAAUCUGGAGCCUCAGAUAAAACUGAAAUAUUUCGACAUUCAUAGCUUAAACGAGAAAUACGCGACCAUACAUUUAUAUUCAAUCGAGAAACAGAAUGCUACGUAUAACAGACUCCAAAAAAUAAUGACUUUAAAUCGGGAUUUUCCACCUGUCACAAUCGAUGUUAGGGUGUACGCUACGGAUGAAUAUUACGAAAAUUCCAAACUUUUGCUAAAAUUGGAUGUGCCUGUUUGCUCAGAAAGUCCUUAUCGUGAACUUUUGCCCAAAGCCCUGGUAGUGCCUAAAACCAUGUUGAAAGACAAGUGUCUGAAGAAAGGAGACUUGAAUACCGAUGACCUAGGAAUAUUCAGAUUUGAUGCCUUAAUACCAAACCUUCAUGAGAUCAGUGACUACUACAAAGUUGAUUAUAAUAUGACAACGGCCGAUCGCAAAGAAAUCAUAGCUGAAGAGACCUUGUUUACCGAAUGGGGAUAUUUACAUACUCAAUAAUCAUAUUUCAUGUGAAAAAAAAUCCAUAAUUUAGAAUAUCAAAUAAACAUCAUUACUUCCUACACGUA
Molecule: messenger RNA, 794 nt
Organism: Nasonia vitripennis (jewel wasp)
Lineage: Eukaryota; Metazoa; Arthropoda; Insecta; Hymenoptera; Pteromalidae
Exons: 3
Coding region: 133-726 (197 amino acids)
Source: RefSeq, a predicted model, not a curated record